Messenger RNA from Daucus carota subsp. sativus, 2252 nucleotides. RefSeq lists its product as uncharacterized. Gene Ontology annotation, cellular component: Golgi apparatus; endoplasmic reticulum. The coding region runs from base 182 to 1933 and encodes 583 amino acids. NCBI's taxonomy places the organism in Eukaryota, Viridiplantae, Streptophyta, Magnoliopsida, Apiales, Apiaceae. The transcript is spliced from 10 exons. The record is from RefSeq and is a predicted model, not a curated record.
ACCUUUUCUCCUACUAAUCACUUUUUCAAUCAAUCGCCAUCAUCGAUCGCUUCCGUCUCUCCUCUUCUCUCUCGCGCUUUAAAUUCACUCUCUUUCUCUCCUCAGUUCUCUCUCUCGCAAAAAUCACAUCUUUUUCGCUCUCUUUCCAGAAAAAUCACAUCUUUUUGCACUCUCUAGAAACAUGGAAUUUAACUACACCGAGGAGUCCUCCGUAGCUGCCGCAGAGUCAAGCAACAGCAAUCACGGAUGGCAAAAGGUUACUUACGCGAAAAAACAGCGGAAAGCUCCGGCGAGAAAGUCGGAGUCCGGAGAGAACGGAUCGGCAGUGCACUCGAACGACGGCGUCUUCAAUUCGCUGGAGAAGAAGUCGGAGGAGCGGCGCCGGAGAAUCGAGGCGGAGAGAGCGGCGGCGAUGGAGGAGGAUCGUCCGGUGAAGUCGGGGAGGGAGCGAUCGGAGGGAGACGAGAGUGAUGAUGAAAUUGGCGGUGGAGCGGUUGAGAACGGAGGCGUUGUGGAGGAGAAGAAAGAGAAGAAGAAAAAGAAGGAGAAGAAAGUUAAGGUUACGAUUGCGGAGGCGGCGAGUCGGAUUGAUGCGGAUGAUCUGGCUGCAUUUCUCGCUGAUGUGUCGGUCUCGUAUGAGGCAAAAGAAGAUAUUCAGUUGAUGAGAUUUGCGGAUUAUUUCGGCAGAGCCUUCGCUGCUGUGAGUGCGAAUCAGUUUCCAUGGACUAAGAUGUUCCGGGAAUCUGCCAUUGCCAAGAUAGCAGAUAUUCCGGUCUCUCAUAUACCAAAAGCUGUUUACAAGACAUCGGUUGAGUGGAUAAACCAACGAUCCAUUGAGGCUCUUAGUUCAUUUGUAUUAUGGUCUCUUGACAGUGUUCUUAGUGAAUUUGCUAGUCAGCAAACUGGUGGUAAAGGGUCCAAGAAAGCCACACAGCAGAUGUCUUCAAAAUCUCAGGUUGCCAUAUUUUCGGUACUUUCAAUGGUACUGCGAAGGAAGCCUGAUGUUAUGAUCAAUCUCUUACCAAAUUUGGAAGAAAAUUCAAAAUUUAAAGGACAAGAUAAGCUUCCACUCCUGGCAUGGAUAGUAGCUCAGGCCUGUCAAGGAGAUCUUGCUGUAGCUUUGUACGCUUGGGCACAUCUCAUCUUGCCCACAAUUGGGGGGAAAUCAGGUUCUAACCCACAGAAUAGGGACUUAGUUUUGCAGUUAGUAGAAAGAAUUCUUUCUGCCCCCAAAGCUCGUACUAUUUUAGUAAAUGGUGCAGUGAGGAAAGGGGAGCGCUUGAUGCCUCCUUCAGCACUUGAUUUACUGUUGCGAGCAACCUUCCCUCCGUCAUCAGCUCGAGUGAAGGCUACUGAAAGGUUUGAAUCCGUCUAUCCCGUCCUCAAGGAGGUGGCCCUUGCUGGAGUUCCUGGAAGCAAGGCAAUGAAACAAGUUACACAGCAGACACUGACAUUUGCUGUGAAAGCGGCAGGGGAAGGCAUCCCUGAGCUGUCUAGAGAAGCAACAGACAUCUUUAUCUGGUGCCUAACUCGACACCCUGAUUCUUAUAAGCAGUGGGACAAUAUCUAUUUGGAUAAUCUAGAAGCAAGUCUUUUGAUAUUGAAAAAGCUUACGGAGGAGUGGAGGCAGCUUUCAGAAAAUCAAUCAUCUCUGGAAGGUCUGGGGGAAACUCUCAAGAGUUUGAGGCACAAGAAUGAGAAAGCAUUAGCAGAUGGAGCUCAAGGUGCUCAUCAUUCCCUCUUGAAGGAUGCUGACAAAUAUUGUAAGUGGCUGAUCGGAAAGAUAUCCCGAGGAAAUGGUUGCAUGAAAAGUUUGGCCAUUGUCAUCAUCGCCCUUGGAGUGGGUACUGUUGUUAUGUCCCCCACCAUCGAGUCUUUGGAUUGGAAGCAACUUUCCGUCUUCUUCAACCAGCAAUCCUUCUUAACCUGGUAAAGAAGCAAAUUUGCAGCCCGGAGAUAUCCAGGACCUGCAACAUUGAUCCAUAAUGAUAUUGGCAGCAAACAGAACAAGUUCCCCUUCAAUAAAAAGUAUGAGAUGCUCUUGGGUAAAUUAUGAACCCUUCGAAUAUAGAAAUAGUUGAGAGAAUGAGUUGAGAGAAGAUAGACUUGGGUUUUAAUAUAUGAUGAAAAUAUUGUAAUGGUGGUUUAUGGCAUGUACUUUAGUACUUUUCGGAUACAUAGAUAUAUAAAAAUUCUGGAAUAUUUUGUUUUUUAUGCCUAUAUAUAAAAAUUCUGGAAUAUUUUGUUUUUUA